AAUGCGUUGAGCGCGCCAAAACCGGAUGCAUAUCACAACCACCCGCUCUCCUGCAUAUCACAACCACCCGCUCUCCUGCUUCCCCAGUCCCCUGUUGAGAGAGAGAGAGAGAGAGAGAGAGAGAGGCGGCUAUGGCGAGACACUUCCUGCUCAAUACGGGAGCGAAGAUGCCCUCGGUGGGGCUCGGCACCUGGCAGGCUGAACCCGGCGUCGUCGGCGCCGCCGUCAAGGCCGGUUACCGGCACAUUGAUUGCGCCAGAGAAUACCACAAUGAGAAGGAGAUCGGCUUGGCGCUGAAAAGGCUAUUUGAAGAGGAGGUAGUGAAGCGUGAAGAUCUGUUUAUCACCUCUAAGCUAUGGAAUGACUGUCAUGCUCCUGAAGAUGUGCCAGAGGCACUAAAUGAAAGCCUGAAUGAUUUACAGCUUGAUUACUUGGAUCUUUAUCUUAUCCACUGCCCAUUUAGUGUCAAGAAGGGAACAAACCACAGCCCUGAAAACUAUGUUACACCUGACAUCCCUGCUACUUGGGGGGCAAUGGAAAAGUUACAUGAUGCUGGCAAAGCUCUCGCGAUUGGUGUGAGUAACUUUUCAUCAAAGAAGUUGGGUGACUUGCUUGAUGUAGCUCGUGUACCUCCUGCUGUUAAUCAGGUGGAAUGUCAUCCUUGUUGGCAGCAAACUAAGCUCCACAACUUUUGUCAGUCAACUGGCGUUCAUCUUAGUGCUUACUCACCACUAGGUUCACCUGGUACUUCUUGGAUGAAUGGUAAUGUCCUUGAAGAGCCAAUAAUCAUCUCAAUAGCUGAGAAACUCGGGAAGACACCUGGACAAGUGGCUCUGCUCUGGAACAUUCAGAUGGGCCACGGUGUACUACCAAAGAGUACAAAUCCAGAAAGGAUAAAGCAAAACCUUGAUGUUUAUGAUUGGACAUUUCCAGCUGACAUGCUUGCAAAGUUCUCAGGGAUUAAGCAGGCUAGGCUGCUGAGAGGCGACAUGAUGAUUAAUCCACAGAGCGUUUACAAGACCCACGAGGAGCUCUGGGACGGUGAAAUUUAGGGGUCAUCCUCCUUUUCGAAAAUAACUAAUACAUGUCUGUGAAGGUUUUCCAGCCAUGGCUGCUAAAUUCAGUUAUAUCGAGUGCGGAAACAGGAAUCUCUGUGAACAUUCCAUGUGAUGUAACUGUGAUUAUCACCGUCUCGUGAGCAGUCAGAAGAUGGAUCAUGUAUACUACGGAGAUACAAGAGAGCAUUUGCAGAUUAAUAAUUAAUGAAACCGGGAACGAAAC
Aegilops tauschii subsp. strangulata is the source of this 1281-nucleotide messenger RNA. Its product is annotated as aldo-keto reductase family 4 member C10. Lineage: Eukaryota; Viridiplantae; Streptophyta; Magnoliopsida; Poales; Poaceae. The record is from RefSeq and is a predicted model, not a curated record. Gene Ontology annotation, molecular function: oxidoreductase activity.